AUGUCUUCGGGCCCUGUUAGACCUGCGGCUGGAGGGCGUGCCGUCCCCUUUACACAGAAGUUCAUCGAUAGCUUUGCAUGCGGAUGCGUGUAUGUGUAUUGGGAUAAUCAGAUGUUUUGGAUGCCCAACAUUCCUGGAUCUAGGCCAGAAGAUUGCUUAAUCGGGGAAACACGGGAAAGGAACAUGCAGGACAGCUGCCACAAGUGUGACGCUGAGCAAUACUACAAGCAUAUCCAGUCUACAAAUGUCGAAGUCUCCAACUGGAGGCAGGAACUGAAAAUGUUCAAUGAGGAUGAGAACAAGGAAAGUCAACACGUGGAUCCCAAUAUGAUGCCUCCUUCACCAAUCGAUAGCGACCCUCCUUCGUCUCCGAUAAUGUCAAAGAUUGAAGAUUCAACUCCCGCGGGGGACACUGACUCCAACCAGCACAAGCGAGUUAUCACUUUUGGAAGUUUCCCUGCGCAGGAGUUCCCGAUCAGGUCCAGUGAAGACGUCCAAAUGCCGCUUACCGUGGCGCCUCGUAACAACGUUCAAGAGGAAACCCUUGCAAUAGUCACCACAAGCGCCCCCGACAAGAUCAUUGUUUUGGACGUCGUCGUUCCAGUCAUCACUCCAAAGAAGCCCAGCUAUGCUGAUGUUCUCAAACGCAAGACAAUUACUCCACGUUUGGAAAGCGCAGAAGCCAGCCUGAUGACGCUGGAAACGCCUGUGCUUGAGUGUGUCAAGCCAGUCAAACCCCCGUUUCGACAAAGACUAGUCUUCAAGAGUAGAGCUCUUGCAUCUAAUGAACCGUCUUCUUCGGGAGUGGUUCAAGCCAAAGAUGAACCCAAGGUCAGUCACGGGGUCGCCAACUUGAGAGUGGAUAUUCCGCUGCCCGGGAUACACGGUCUGUCAUCUUCUGAGUUCAUCGAGGAUAGCCUUUUCGAUAGGUAA
Molecule: messenger RNA, 933 nt
Organism: Morchella sextelata
Lineage: Eukaryota; Fungi; Ascomycota; Pezizomycetes; Pezizales; Morchellaceae
Exons: 1
Coding region: 1-933 (310 amino acids)
Source: RefSeq, a predicted model, not a curated record